GUGAAAGUAACUUUACAGGGUCGCUAGCUAGUAGGAGGGCUUUAUGGAGCAGAAAAACGACAAAGCGAGAAAAAUUAUUUUCCACUCCAGAAAUUAAUGAUCAUGAGCUCGUAUUUGAUGGACUCUAACUACAUCGAUCCGAAAUUUCCUCCAUGCGAAGAAUAUUCGCAAAAUAGCUACAUCCCUGAGCACAGUCCGGAAUAUUACGGCCGGACCAGGGAAUCGGGAUUCCAGCAUCACCAUCAGGAGCUGUACCCACCACCGCCUCCGCGCCCUAGCUACCCCGAGCGCCAGUAUAGCUGCACCAGCCUCCAGGGGCCGGGCAGCUCGCGAGGCCACGGGCCGGCCCAGGCGGGCCACCACCACCCCGAGAAAGCACAGCCGCUCUGCGAGCCGGCGCCUCUCGCAGGCACCGCCGCCUCCCCGUCCCCAGCCCCGCCAGCCUGCAGCCAGCCAGCCCCUGACCAUCCCUCCGGCGCUGCCAGCAAGCAACCCAUAGUCUACCCAUGGAUGAAAAAAAUCCACGUUAGCACGGUGAACCCCAAUUACAACGGAGGGGAGCCCAAGCGCUCGAGGACAGCCUACACCCGCCAGCAAGUCCUGGAAUUAGAGAAAGAGUUUCAUUACAAUCGCUACCUGACCCGGAGGAGAAGGAUCGAGAUCGCCCACUCGCUGUGCCUCUCUGAGAGGCAGAUCAAAAUCUGGUUCCAAAACCGGCGCAUGAAAUGGAAGAAGGACCACCGGCUCCCCAACACCAAAGUCAGGUCAGCGCCCCCGGCCGGCUCUGCGGCCAGCACCCUGUCGGCAGCCACCCCUGGUACUUCUGAAGACCACUCCCAAAGCGCCACGACGCCGGAGCCGCAGCGGGCAGAGGACAUUACCAGGUUAUAAAACAUAACUCACACCCUGCCCCCUCCCCGCGCCCACCCCCUCCUCACACACAGAUUGACUCUUAUUUAUAGAAUUUAAUAUAUAUAUAUAUUUUGGUUCUUUUGGCUCUUCCUUCCACCUUAUCCCUCGUCGAGUCCAAACAGACAAAACAGAUCAACCAACAAGCCCCCCCCCCUCCUGCUCUUCUUCUUCUCCCUUCCACUGUUAAGGACCCUUUUAAAGCAUGUGAUGUUGUCUUCUUAGCAUGGUACCUGCUGGGGUUAUUUUUGUUUUUAAAGGGUCAUUUAGGGGGUUAUUUAUUUUUUAAGGAAAAAAAAAGCUGCAAAAAUUAUCUAUUGCAAGGUGCGAUGAGCUGGUUUGAGUGAAUUCCAGGGGAAACGAGGAAAAGAAAAAAGGGAAAAAGAUUUUUAAGCCAAUUUGCCUCCUCUUCCUCCUCCUCCUCCUCCUCCUUCUUCCCCCCUCCCUCUUUCCUUAGGCCUUUUUGCAUUGAAAAUGCACCAGGGGAGGUUAGUGAGGGGGAAGUCAUUUUAAGGAGAACAAAGCUAUGAAGUUCUUUUGUAUUAUUGUUUGUGGGGGUGCUGGGAGGAGAGGGGGGAAGACAGCAGACAAAGCUAUAAGCAUCUGGAGAGCCUCUCAGAACUGUUCAGUUUGGGGAGCCAAAAGAAAAUAAAAAUGAACUUUCAGUUCUGAGAGGCAGUCUAUAGGUAGAACCACUCUCACCCCAACUCCCCACACCCUAGUCAUGGUUAUUGUGUUUUUGGACUGAAUUUACUUGAUUAUUGUAAAACUUACAAUAAAGAAUUUUAGUGUCGAUGUGAAAUACCCCGUGAUCAAUAAUAAACCAGUGGAUGUGAAUUAGUUUUA
Messenger RNA from Suncus etruscus (white-toothed pygmy shrew), 1755 nucleotides. It is a transcript of the gene HOXC4, whose product is annotated as homeobox C4. Gene Ontology annotation, biological process: embryonic skeletal system morphogenesis; regulation of transcription by RNA polymerase II; anterior/posterior pattern specification. The coding region runs from base 97 to 891 and encodes 264 amino acids. The record is from RefSeq and is a predicted model, not a curated record. Gene Ontology annotation, molecular function: RNA polymerase II cis-regulatory region sequence-specific DNA binding; DNA-binding transcription factor activity, RNA polymerase II-specific. The transcript has 2 exons. Gene Ontology annotation, cellular component: nucleus. Lineage: Eukaryota; Metazoa; Chordata; Mammalia; Eulipotyphla; Soricidae.